AUGUUGAUCAAACUCCUCACAGAGGGUAUCAAACAAGGUUGGCAUGAUACAAGUGGUUGUAUAAGCAAGAUGACAGUGGAGAAAAAGAUUCUGCAUGCUUUGAAUUCUGCACUUCAGUGUGAGAAAACUUAUAACAACUAUCAAAGUAAAUGGAAGAAUUUGAAAAAUCGCUAUAAUAGCAUGCUAGAGCUGAUUCGGUUUAGUUCUGCAUUUGGGUGGGAUCCCGUAACUAAAAAGUUUGCAGCUCCUAACCAUGUGUGGGAUGAUUACGAAAAGCUAAUAUUUGAUGUUGGAUUAGCGAUGGGAAAAAAUGUUGUUGGCUUAGGAGAUGAUACUGACGCGGAAACUUUUGGAGUUAAAGAUAAUGCACAUGCGAAUUAUAUUCAAGUCUCUUUGGAUAUUUAG
Camelina sativa (false flax) is the source of this 405-nucleotide messenger RNA. The record is from RefSeq and is a predicted model, not a curated record. NCBI's taxonomy places the organism in Eukaryota, Viridiplantae, Streptophyta, Magnoliopsida, Brassicales, Brassicaceae.